AUGGCGCUCAACACCUCCCGCUCCGUCUGGUCGACCUCCAGACAAGCUCUGCGCCCCUUCAGACCUACCGUCGCUCGACCAGCGUGCCGCGCGAAUCACCAAAUAGCACGGCACCCGACUGCCCUACGAGAGAAAGAUGACCCUUUGAACGAGCCCAUAUCGGAGGCGGACAUAGAGGAGGCACGACCAAGGUGGUCAUAUACACCAGAGGGGCUGAAGGGAAUCCACGGCUUCUCCCUCAACGUUCCCAAGGUGCCGCACCGGUCCGUAUGGCAUGUCAACGAGGAUCCCGCCAAGCUAGACGAUUUCUACGAGCGGUUUCUUGGACGAAACGGCUCGAAACUGCUGCCAGAGGAGCUGAAGUGGUUGGCGGUCACGCACAAGAGUUUCGACUUCGGCCGAAGAGGAUUCAACACGAGAUUGGCCUUCUACGGACGACAAAUAAUUGUCCUCGAGGCCAUGAACGAGAUUAUGACCUCUCCACGGACGCCAGAUGACCACCUGGGUGACCCAUGGAAACGAAAGCACUACGAAUCCCCCGCCCUUCAGAACGUCGACAAGCUGAGCAUGACUCGACCUCAAGACAUUAUUUCAUUAUCAGGUCUGGCUUCUGUCGGACUGAACAACAGGCUCAACGAUGUCAUGCGUUGGAAGCCAAGGAAUCCCGACAACCUGAAAGGCUCAGGUAUAGAAACGGUACUCGCCACAUCUAUUUUUGCCAUCAUUGGCGCCGUAUCAUUGCAGCACGGUGCGGAGGCUGCGAGCAAACUCGCUCGAGAAAGAGUUAUCAGGAGGAUCAAGCAAUGA
Diaporthe amygdali is the source of this 807-nucleotide messenger RNA. RefSeq names its product RNase III domain-containing protein. Gene Ontology annotation, cellular component: mitochondrial large ribosomal subunit. Bases 1 to 807 code for a protein of 268 amino acids. Gene Ontology annotation, molecular function: ribonuclease III activity; structural constituent of ribosome. The record is from RefSeq and is a predicted model, not a curated record. The transcript has 3 exons. NCBI's taxonomy places the organism in Eukaryota, Fungi, Ascomycota, Sordariomycetes, Diaporthales, Diaporthaceae. Gene Ontology annotation, biological process: mitochondrial translation; RNA processing.